This is a messenger RNA of Aspergillus fijiensis CBS 313.89, 309 nucleotides long. RefSeq lists its product as uncharacterized. The transcript has 2 exons. Bases 1 to 309 code for a protein of 102 amino acids. The record is from RefSeq and is a predicted model, not a curated record. Lineage: Eukaryota; Fungi; Ascomycota; Eurotiomycetes; Eurotiales; Aspergillaceae.
AUGCCGGACUUCCACCGUGCGCCUGAGGUUAUUCUGGGCUUUCCGAGCUGGGACUACAAAGUUGACAGCUGGGGGGCUGGGAUGUUGACUUGGGACUCUAUCAGCACUCGCACAUCGAUCACGAAUCACAAGAAGGACGGGCAUUGGGACGAUGGCGCCCACAUCGCGGAGUUGGUCGCUCUUUUCGGGCACCCCCCUCGCGAGUCCACCCGUCAGGGAACCUAUAGUCAUCUUUUCUGGGAUGCCAACGGGUACUGGACAGACCUGGUCCUUAUCCCGGACCGAAGUCUCGAACAAGCCGCGGCCUAA